AUGUCAUCUACCGAAUCUUUGAAGAAGUAAGUUUACAUGGUAAAUAGAAUGUGCUUUUACAUAUUCUGCCACCAAAGUUUUUAAAAACUGACAGAGCUCCAAAUAUAUGACCAAAAAAGUAAAGGUAUAGCCAAAUUCCAACAAAAAUAACAAUUUUUUUCACUUUUUUACAAUGUAAAACAGCAAAAUGUUAAAAUUUUAAAAAAAAUUAUUAUAUUGCCUAAAAUUUCAAAAUUCUGCAAAUUUUUUUUUCAAAUUUCGAAAAAUGUCUUUUAAACUUUGUCAUUUCUAGUAAUAAAUCGUACGAUUCCGUUGCUCGGCUGCCUUCACCUCAAAGCAUCGAACGAAUCCGUCGGAUUCACAAGGAAGAGCAGAAAAAGGCUACUGUAAGUUUUUUAAAAUUUAAAAUUGUUUUUAGUUUAAAAUGGCAAGAACUUUGUUUACAAAACUUAAAAUUGCAAGAACUUUUUUUACGUAACAAAAAAUGGCAAGAACUUUCUUUACAUACUAUAAAAUUGCAAAAACUUUCUUUACAAAACUUAAAAUUGCAACAACUUUCUUUACAAAUCAAAAAAUGACAAGAACUUUUUUUACAAAACGUAAAAUAGCAAGAACUUUCUUUACAAGCUUUAAAAAUUAAAGUUUUAAACUAAUUGCCUUGAGGCCGCCCGUGAGAGGAACGAAGAACGUCGUCGACGCAAAAAGGAGAAAAAACGCCGCUCCAAACACAAAUCUAAGGACAAGUCGAAGCAAAGGCCUGAUACGAAUGCUAGAAGUUCGCUGAGUAGAGGUCUGACCACUUAUGAUGGUACAGUAACUGAUCGUAGCCAGAGAUCAAGCCAGUCUUUGAGUGAUGGGGGUAAGUAACUUUUUGUGACUUAACCCACUCUACCCUGCUUUACUUGUAUACCAUACCCUAAGACCUGUAGUGCCUAAAGCCCUACCGUACCCUGAGACCUUCCGCAUCCUAUGCCCUACCGUACCCUAAGCCUUACCGUACCCUAGGCCCUACCGUACCCUAAGCCUUACCGUACCCUAGGCCCUACCGUACCCUAGGCCAUACCGUACUUUUUUUACUCUACUUUGCCUUUUGCUACCUUACUCUUCCUUACAGUAUCCUCCUCCUCCUCAUCGCUGUGGGACGACGACAACAAUAUCACAUCGUACGAUGCAGCCGAAGCCGAGACCGCGUUCAUGAACAAAAAGUUUGCGGGUCAACGUAGCCUGACCGAGAUGAAGCGGAUCCUGAAUCCAACCCAGUUCAUGAUCUACUACCGUACCGACGUCAAGUCCCGCAUCCCCGGCGAGAUACCGUUCCAGCUGCCAUUGUGCCUGGCCUACAAGGACGGUGGCAACAAAAUGUACAGUUUCCCAGUCCAGACGUUCGAGGAAACCGGCUUCAGAUGCCGUGAAACCAAAUGGGUUGUCAAGUUGCCGGGCAAGUGCAGUAGCGCAUCGUUCACGUCGCUUCAGAAGCUGUUGGAGUACUAUGAGAUCUACUCGUUUGUGAACCCGAACAAUGGCACGGUCGAGGUGUUCCCGGUGUGGUUGGCUCAGGCUGAGUGA
This is a messenger RNA of Bursaphelenchus okinawaensis, 1566 nucleotides long. The record is from the annotation of a GenBank genome assembly. Lineage: Eukaryota; Metazoa; Nematoda; Chromadorea; Rhabditida; Aphelenchoididae.